ACUUCAAGACUUGUCACUUGUCUGUGUAAUAAUAACAAAAAUUCGGAUUUCGUUUUCGAUCGGCUCAGAUUUUAUUUUUACAAUUUUUGCUAUUAUGGAUUUUUAAUGUAAAUUGCUGAUAUUGUUUGCAGUUUGCAAUGAAUAAUAGUGAAGGGAAGCAAGUUUCCAAUAGUGUAGUUCCGGUAAAUAAUUCAAAAACUAAACCAAAAAUUCGUACUAGGAAACGCAAGCGACAUAACAGUGAAAGUAGCAGUGAUGUGGAUGACUUACCGGAUAAUACAUUGGAAACUGAGAAAAAUUUACACAUAUCAGCAAAGAAAAACAAUUUGGAUGAAGUCAGUGUAAAGAAGAUUCUCAAGAAAGUAGUGACCAAUGACCAUGUGCUGGCCUUUGUGAAGUUGAGGGAAGAAGAAGAAGGUCCAGGGACAGAAGAUGUUCUACAGCCAAAGUUCACCAGGGCUAAAGCUAAAGAGUUGAUGAAAGUGUCUCCACGCAUGCCGCAAUGGCCGAUUGAGCUGACACCCAUUAAACACAUACCAGUGAAGACCAGACCCGAAGUCACAGCACUCAUUGCACAGGAAUUGCCUGAUGAUGAAGAUGAUGAUGAAUAUGAACCCACCCAUGAUGAAAGCGAUGAAGACCAUGGUUUGGAGUCAUGCAGUGACUUAGAUUCUCAGCCCAGAACACCCGCUACACCUCUCAGCCAGAAGAAACGCAGCCCUACGGUUGUCAAGGAUGGACCCUUCAAAGUGCCACAAGAAGUUUCAGUAUCUGUCCGCAAAAAGCUGAAUUUAGAAGAGGAAGCCACUAUAGCACUACGCACCAGGUCCAAGUUGAGCCUCUCGGAGACACCCAUAGAGCAUAUAGAGAGUUCUUUCAUCCCUCCGGACGAGCUGCCUAUGCCUGAUGUGGAUGAUCUGUGGAAUGAUUUUUUGAGCGAAUGCUUGAAUCCAGAAUCCAAAACUAAUGAAGAGGACGAUGAGUUAGAUCCUGAGUAUAAUGUUGCAGCGGACCCUGAUGCCAACGAUGAGGAUGAGGCUUUAGAGAAGAGUAUAAUCAAGAUAUCAAAGAAGGAGCUAACAGACUUGGUGACGGAACUGAUGAAUGUGAUGCCCGAGGGUCUGGAGAACCAGCUGCCCAACGCCACCGGCGACAGCCAACGCACCAACGGAGCUGCCGACGUUGGUCCUAAUAAAGUGCAGAAUAUAAAUGAGGUACAAACACAUUGGGAAGGCAAACAAGAGCCAUUAUCAGACGAUGAAGCAGAGACCACCAAUAUAGCGUCGAAGAUAACUUUUGAAUCCACUAACGUUGUGAGUCGAGUGUCUAUCGGCAAGACAGAGGUAGCAGAUGUUGAUGAGAAUGAGGCAGAACAGGACCAGUUGAAUAGUACAGUGGUUCUUAAGACUGAAUCACCUACUGUUGUCUCCUCUAAUAUGCCAGCUGCAGUGACCCGUAGUGUUACCAUCUCAGUGGAGGAGCGCGAGCACCCCGUGCUGGGGGGCUCCGAGCCGGCACUGGAGCCCCCGGCGCCGCUGCGACACCUGGUGCCUCCGCCGCCGGUCAAAGUUAACAUCGAAGUCACCACUCCUGUGCAAAUGUCACCUGACCAAGUGAGCAUACUGCAACAGCAGCUCCGACAACACGUACAGUUGGCCGCUACAAACUUCUUGCAACUUUUUGUUCACCCUGUACAUUGGUCCUAUGCGCACAAAUACAGGGGGUACCUGGAUUCCUUCAAAGAAAUCGUUUCAAAGAACCCAAAGUCAGUGGUGGAUGUGUGCAACCUAACGCCGGCGAUAGAUCUGGUGAACAGCUGGGACCUGGCCGUCUCCGCUAACACCAAGGAGAAUAAGAAAAUGGUAGAAUUUAUUCAAGCUGAAGUCGAAAAGUGCCAUAAAAGGAGUACAUGUAAUAACUACUAUGUCGCGGACUUUCCCGAAUUAUUCAAAAAGGUGGUCGCCAAUAGUACAGUGUUCCUAUACCCUUAUUUGCUGCCCCCGAUGCCGUAUCGAUCAUUUAGAACCCAUAGAAGAUAUAACUAUCUUAAAAGUGAGGAUGAGCUCAUUGUGCUGGGUAUUGACCAAUUUUGGCAGUACAUAGAGAAUAACCCGGAACUGUUCAAACCGCCCGCAAAGCUCCACCCACGUAGACGUUGGGGCCUGAUGCUCACUGUCCGGCUAGUGUGCAAACACAUGCUGCCGUGGAUAUCGCCAAAAGCGAUGUUGAAUCAUAUACAAUGUACUAGGAGGACUGAAGACAAUCGCAAUCCUAUAGUCAAAUACUUUACGGAUAAAACUAUAGAGCCGGUGAAGCAUGCAAUCCUUCCGUUCAAUCCAAAAAUGACUCUCUACGAACACCCCGAGAUAGAGAUGCCUCGCCUCUGGAUUAAAUAUCUCGCAAAGAAUAGCAAACGGUUUAAACAUUGUCCUAGUCGUCGAUAUGAUGCGGUGCAACCGCCAAGGGGCAUAGAAAUUAAAACUGGACAAGUAUUAGGGCCCACGGAAAAAGAAGCACUGCCCAUUGAAUUCAUUAAACCGAUAUACAGCAAUCGCAUUAAUGUUUUACCCAGAACGCCCAAAAUAACCUUCCCUGACAAAGUCGAUGUGAACAUAGCCACUACGUUAUCAGAAGUGGGAUCAGAUAACAAUUUUCUAGUCGCGGCCAAUCUUUUCACUGUCGUCGAUACUGGAGACGGUGCAAAGCUUAUGCCACUAAAACUACAGACUAAUACAGUAAAUAGUUCUACAGAACCAAUAUGCUCUCCCGCUGUGGUGGAUAGCAAUACACAUGUACAGAAAAACAGUGAAUUCGCAGAUAUAGUUAUAAAAAACAAUUGCAUAGUCAUCACACCGAAAGUAAUUCCACCCACUAAAUCACUUGAAAAACACUGCCCCUGUUGUGAGCUAUUGAGGAAGAUUUGUAAAUUGCGACAAACGCACAUAACUGAUUUCUUCGUAUCUAAUAGAGUGAAGGAGAAGAAGUGUGAAUGCAGAAAUAAAAACUAUCCAAAUAUUACGAACAAAUUGAAAAUGUUGGUGAAUUGUUUCAAAACACAAUCCAAUGUUUUGUAUACUCAGCUGUUGCAGAGACUUGAUAAACGUUACGUAGGAAACGAUGUUAAGAAUGAAUCGACGGAUUUUAAUUUGGAAGACUUUGCCACAGCAAUAUCAUACCAAUGCAAAGUAAUGGCGCGGGCGACAGUCAUAAGAAAUAUUAAUGUGAAAAGAGCAAUACAAAUUGCGUUUUCAAAAUUCAAUACCGAAACUGGGGAGCCCAUAAAGUUGGCGGAGAAAUUGUUCAAAAUAUUUGACGUGGAUCUAGCCGACAUGUAUACAGAGUUUCUGGGAUUUCUCACUGCGGAUCAGGCAGAUUCGAUUGGAAAAUUCGAAGAGUACUUCAUAAGGAACUGUGUUAGAGAUUUAAUACAGAAAAUUGAGGCCCAAGUCGACGACAUGGUGAAGCGAUGCUCGUUAUUAAAUCAAAUGAAGCAGAUGUUCAGCAGCAAGUCGACAACAGCAUGCGACAUCUGCUGCGGACUGCUGCGGGACUUGGAGCAGUAUCCCGAGCUGGCGCGCCACGUGUUCUCGCUGUUCCCGCACCGACGGCAACAACACAAGUCGACAACAGCAUGCGACAUCUGCUGCGGACUGUUGCGGGACUUGGAGCAGUAUCCCGAGCUGCAGAUGUGCAGCAGCAAGUCGACAACAGCAUGCGACAUCUGCUGCGGACUGCCGCGGGACUUGGAGCAGUAUCCCGAGCUGGCGCGCCACGUGUUCUCGCUGUUCCCGCACCGACGGCAACAACAGCAAAAUGUAUUAGGCCAUAAAACUCAUAAUAUACAAGAAAUAACUAGUCAUGGAGUUACGGAAGAGAAUAACUCAAUAGGAAGUUCGGAGACGAGCGAUAAACGUACAGAAGUAACUCAGCACAGUAAUACUGAAUUGAGAAACAAAAGUCCAAAAGUAAGCGAUAGUGUAGCCAAAGAAACACUCAUAGUUAUGGAUUAUGAGGCUGACAACUCUUGCAGUGAAGAGGAAUUAGGUAUUGAUAUGGAUGAAGAGAAUGAAGAGAAUGAAGAAGAAACGUCAGCUGAUAGGAGAGAAGACGAAAGAGUACAACUAGUCACUAGAACGGCAUAUGAAGCCCUAGAUACACCUGAACUCACUAUAACCAAGACUGAAAUACAGGACCACAGCGAAACGGACAUGUCUAUGCUCAUUAUGUCUGAGGACGAAUCCAUCAAAACUGAACCUGUGGAUUGGACAAGAGACGAAGACAAACUUAUUCUUGAAAUGCUAAAACAAUUUUUAACGCCCCAAGAGAGAAGCGACAAAACUAUUGUAGAAAUAAUCAAAGAAAAAGAUUUAUUAAACAUAAUAACCAAAAAAUUGACCGAUAAGUCUUUGAACGAUGUUACCGAACGAGUGUUGUAUUUAUUACAAAUAUUAAUUUUAAGUGAUUAUGAAAAGGAAAAAUGAAUUUUACCAAUGAAUACGCUUGUAUAUUUUAUUUAUUACAAUGAUAGUGAUGACAUGAA
Molecule: messenger RNA, 4540 nt
Organism: Bicyclus anynana (squinting bush brown)
Lineage: Eukaryota; Metazoa; Arthropoda; Insecta; Lepidoptera; Nymphalidae
Exons: 23
Coding region: 138-4481 (1447 amino acids)
Biological process (GO): regulation of DNA-templated transcription
Cellular component (GO): nucleus
Molecular function (GO): transcription coregulator activity
Source: RefSeq, a predicted model, not a curated record